Racocetra persica is the source of this 156-nucleotide messenger RNA. NCBI's taxonomy places the organism in Eukaryota, Fungi, Glomeromycota, Glomeromycetes, Diversisporales, Gigasporaceae. The record is from the annotation of a GenBank genome assembly.
AGAGAAAUUGGAAAAAAAUUCUUCAACAGAAAUCUUGAAGACAAAUUUCUUAUAGAAAAUAAAGAUUUAGAAUACUACGAAAACAUGAAUAAAUUAUGUGAGUAUUAUACUGCUGACGAGAGCAAGAAUUUAAGAGACUUUUUCCUCGCAAAUUAA